AUUCUUUUUUAAUAGGACGGUACAAAAGCUGAUCCCGAGGCAGCGCGUUCGAAAGCGGAUGCAGUCCCGACCAGUCGUUGCUUCAUUUCCAGAAGAAGCCUCUACCGCAUACACAUGACAGCGACAUUUUUGCUCUUUCUCCUCGCGCUGCUGAUUCUGCUUAUCGGCAUGAUCGGCGGGCUGUACAUCUACAAACAGUACGCGAGGACUCAGAUGCGCAGAUUCCGCACCGGCUGGUACAGCAUUCCGUAUGACAGCUCGAAUAAAGCGUCCUACGGCAAUAACGCGGUCCAUCAGGGACUGCUGGCCGACUCCGAUCUCUUCACGAAGAGUCUCACCAGAGCCAUGGAGCACGACAGCAUGCUGGACAUCGCGAAGAACUUCGAACACGAUAUCGAUAAUUUCUUCAAGGAGAGAUUCGAGAUCGAUCUUGAGAAUGAGCAUUACGAGAAGAUCGACGUGCCUGAUUUCCGCGGCGGGCGACAAGGCCGCUUCAUACACGACUUCAACAUUAAUAAGACAGGUAUCAUAGAUAUCGACGGUCAGUGUUGCUUCGUCAUGCCACUGAAUCGUCAGCGCGUGUUGCCGCCUCGUAACAUGUAUGAUCUCCUUAGAAAAAUGUACAACGGCUAUUACGAAGUGGACACCGCGGUCGUACGCGAAACCAUGAAAGUAGUCACACCGCCAAUCACCGACAUGUCAAUCGUCGGAACGUACAUAGCGCGCGAAUGCCAAGACUUGCCUACCUACAUGCUGGAGAAAGUGAACGCUUCUAGCAUUGUGAAACGCAGCGCAACGCAGUGCGGCGUGUUCGGACAGUUCGCCGGCAACAGUAUUAUGGAGGUCGAUAUCGUGAAUUUAGAUGACUUCGAAUGAAACUAAUGAGAAAUUGAGCGGUGGGAAUUUUCAAUUAUUCUAGAAUAUAUUAAAACUACCAGUAGAUCAAUGUAUAAAAAUUAUAAGCUGUCCAGGGCAAACCUAGGUAAAUAUUCCGUCGAGUUUUAGAAUACUUACUUUGCAUUUUUGUUUGUACGUCAAUUAAUUUUUUGUCCUCAGGAUUUCCCUAAAUUAUGUUUCAGAUGUAUACAUACUCCCAUUUAUCGGGAUCUUCAUUACGAGUCUUUCCAAUUCUAUUAGUUAUUCCAUUUUCUAUUAAUUUCAAAUGAUGAACAUAUGAUGCAAGUACACGAUUUAUUAUAUUAUCGGAAGUAUAUAAUAAUAAUCAUGAGAAACUCCUUUAUAUCAUGAGAGGCUAAACGUGAAUGACUGAAUCGUUAUAAAGAAAAAAAAGAUGCAAGAAGUCUGGUCUAGCAGGAUGAUGCAUUAUCUGCAGGUUCUUAUAGAAAAAUUAAUAUUUCUUCCAUAUUCUCGUGGUAUAUUAUUCACAGAUAGCGAAUACGGUGUUACGUCAUAGUGAACGUUUAUUAUGGAUUCUGGUACACAGCUUGUUGACUAUAUUUGCGAAUGUCUGCGUUGAGGAAAAAAAAAGCGAUGAAACCAGUAGAAUAGCCGUGCUAAGUGGUUACGCUUACGAUGCAGUUUUAUGAUACGUUAUUAUUAGCGAAACUAUAGAUAUAUUCAUUUGUUUGAAUUCUACUUUAGAAAAUCUACAGCUCGCGUUACGAACAACGCUUGUGCGAGCUCGAAUUAUUGAAUUCGAAUUAGUAAAGCACGAAUUAUUAUAAUAUCGCAGAAGUGAAGAUUAUUUUCAAAAUACGUUUCGAUAAGAUAUAUUGGAUAUUUUGCAAUUGUGAUUAAUACGUAAAACAUGGUAAACCAUUUACAAGAUUACUAUGACUAUAUAAAUAUUUUUACAAAACGUUUGAAUUGAAAAAAAAAACGCAGAAGUGACACACAAGAGUACCGAGGGAAAUCUUUGGUGUGUUUGGACAUUCCAUAUAAAAGACUUGCUUAUCUCUUUCUGCAUUUCUAAUCGUGAAAAAGUUUCAUACUCGAAAACUUUAUUGAAUAUUACGAGUAUUUGACGAGUGUUAAGAAUAGAGUAUUUUAAAUAUGUUUUAUGUACAAGUUCAUUGCCAAUUUAUCAUGUACGAAAGCUGGAGCUGAGAACCAGAACCGUAGAUAAGGAUCGUGACUGAAUGCAAUUUUGCCAUUAGUCUACUUGGAUGCAUCGUCACACGUAUACAGAGAGAAACCUGUUUUUAUUUUUUUUUUUUUAAUAUUCUGUUACGCGCAUACGGCAUUUAAUGUCGGCAAACGUAUCCAGGUACUCGGAUAUUAGUCUUAAAUAUUGCAUGCUAUAGAUAUCCAAUAUUAACACUAUAAAGUAACUUUCUUUAAGUUUUUCCAAUCAGGAUACUUUAGACUAAAAAUAAUGUGCGCAUAAAAAUGGAUCUAAGAUUUUAGUAGCAGAUCGGAAAGAAAAAAAAUUCUAGUCUGUCUUGUCGUCAUUAUUUAUAAUUGAAAUCGAAAUUGAAAGGCCAAAUUAUUGUUACAGAAUGAUUUUUACGUAUAAAUUAUUGGAAUAUUUACCAAAAAUUAUAAUAUAUAUGGAUGAAAGUAUUGAUUUUUAUGUAUAAAUUGGAAUAAAUAUUAAUACGAAAAAUUGUAAUAUAUGAAAAUGUAUUUCCAAAUCAAUUAUAAGAAAGGCUUAAUUCUUUAAUACUCACAUAGAAAGGACUUAUUCUUUUUGCAAACAAAUUGCCGAGAUGAAAAAAAAUACGUACGUAUUAAUAUAUGCACAGAUUAUGUGUUAUGGACCGAGUGCCUGAACAUAUAUAAUUCUUUGUAUUAUUUAUAUAUAGUAUAUAUUAUUAUUUGUAUUAUGUACUCUUGCUUGUAUUAUCAACUCUGCAAUAAACAAACACGCAAAUGUAUAAAUAUGCGGCGCGUACACGUCGUUUUAAAUGUCCGUAGACGUAGAGAUUAAACAUUGGUGGCAAUAAAUAGCGUAAUGAUUAGAGUUCCACCACCGAUUUUCAAGUGGGGAAAGAAAUAUCUUGUUAAUAUCAAUUAGCUUCUGUUAAUUCCACGACGACGCGUAAUUUUGUCUGCGCAAGAAAAACUUUAUUAUAGAAUUGUUACACGAUUCACUGUCACAUUUCGUGUGAUUGUAGUUAAGUUCCUAUAGCCACUAUUUAUAUCUUCAUAAGUUUGAGAAGUUUCCUUAGCUUCAUAGCGUUAAAAAAAAACCAAAUUUGUAAAACUGUACGCGACAUUAAUUGUAAAGUCUGACAAGAAAAUAAAUGAUACAUAUGAA
This is a messenger RNA of Wasmannia auropunctata (little fire ant), 3220 nucleotides long. Its product is annotated as integral membrane protein 2C. Gene Ontology annotation, cellular component: plasma membrane; extracellular exosome; Golgi apparatus. The record is from RefSeq and is a predicted model, not a curated record. Gene Ontology annotation, molecular function: amyloid-beta binding. The coding region runs from base 115 to 876 and encodes 253 amino acids. Gene Ontology annotation, biological process: negative regulation of amyloid precursor protein biosynthetic process. The transcript is spliced from 4 exons. Lineage: Eukaryota; Metazoa; Arthropoda; Insecta; Hymenoptera; Formicidae.